Molecule: messenger RNA, 715 nt
Organism: Brassica oleracea var. oleracea
Lineage: Eukaryota; Viridiplantae; Streptophyta; Magnoliopsida; Brassicales; Brassicaceae
Product: CASP-like protein 4D2
Exons: 4
Coding region: 62-577 (171 amino acids)
Source: RefSeq, a predicted model, not a curated record
UGAUUACCAGGUUUAUAAGAAAAUACCUAUUAAAUGCCUUGAAUAGCUACUUAUUUUUUACAUGGCACCACCCCUGGUUUCUCUCAGGGUAGUACUCCUUUCUCUUAGAGUUUUGACUGUGGCUUUCCUCGUCAUAACUGUCAUCAUCCUAAGCACCAACAGCGUCACCAUUGUAUCUCAAGGAAACUCAUUGAAAUUUCAUUUCAAAGAUGUUUAUGCCUAUAGAUACAUGUUUUCAGCCGCUAUAAUUGGAUUACUUUACGCUGUCAUACAACUGUUCUUCUCAAUCUCUGAACUCGCCACCAGAACUAAAAACCCUUUCAAUUAUCAACUGGAUUUUUACGGUGACAAGAUAAUAUCAUAUCUAGUGGCAACUGGUUCGGCGGCUGGAUUUGGAGUGACCAAAGAUUUAAAAGAUACAUUUCUAGCAUUAGUCGUAUUGGAUUCGACUGAUCCUGUAGAUAAGCUCUUCAGCAGAGGAUACGCAUCGGCUAGUAUGCUUCUCUUUGCUUUCUUCUGCCUCGCUGUUUUAUCUGUUUUUUCAUCACACACCACUGCCAAACACCAGUUUAGUUAAGUUCCAUCAUUAUUCACUCAUACUCUCUUCGAUUCGAUAAUAUGGCUUUGUAGCUAUGUAAUGUGUUGGUGCAAUUCUUUAAACAAUUUGACUUUUUAUGGAAUCUCAAGUAUAGUGCUGGUUCAAGAGAAAAUACGG